AUGGACAAAUCUCUCAGAAACAGGUUCAUGCCUAAGAUCUAAUCCAUCACUCUUAUUUCAUCUAAAGAAAAAAGAGUGAACCCUUCACGAUCUUCAUCAGUUGAACAAAAAAAACUAAGGUUCAAUUAAAAUAUAAGCUAUUAUUAGAGCUAAAAUGAUCACACAAAUAACAUUAGCAAGAACUACAUUUCAAAGCAAGAGAUGGAGAGUUUCGAUUAUUUGCAAAAAAAUGCUAAAUUUAUUGAGUAUAGUGAUUACAACAUUAUAUGCGUUGGUCAGUAAAUAAUAGCUAUUUCCUACUUCUACCCUGAGGACUAUCCUGAAUAGAUGAAAGAGAAAUUUGAUCAAAGACUAGAAGAAACUAAAUUAACUAUUAAGAGAAGAUUUCCUUUUGUUCAACUUCUACUUAAGCCUAUGGAAAACUCUGCAGAGACUUCUUAUGGAAGAGAAAAGCCUAACAAACCUUUCUUCGAAGUACAAACUUGUUCUUAUAUUACUAACUAAGGAAUUUAGAAAAGUAUUUUAUCUUCUAUGGCACUUAAUGGUCAACUUCCUAAGGUUUCUUCAAUCAUAAAUAAUUUAUAGAGAACUUUAAGAAAUGUCGAUUUAGUUGUAUAAUUGGAUUGUUUCUUAAAGAAUGUCCAAUUAAUAGGACCUAAUAGACAAAAUUAAUCUCUUCUAGAGGGAUUGCAAGUAUCAUUAAAAUAAAAAACAGAUGAGCUACUCCCUGUAAGUAUCUAUAAAGAUGGAAAACUUAAUACUAGCAAGAUUUUAGAUGAAUGUGGAAGCUCCUAGUUCCUAUCAAAAAUAAAUAUACCUUCAGGCGAGAAUUUGUCAUUAAACAAUUCUUUGUGCCGCUCCUCAAGAUCAAUAAGCCAAAAGCAUUUGAAUUUGUCUUAGUCAAGAAGUACUAAAUCAAUUACAUUCAGCUAAAGAAGCUCAAAGCUAAUUUCUUAGACAUCAAUCUUCUUAGGAACAAAAUCAAGUUCUAAAUAUGACUCUAAAAGUGUUAGAAGCAAUUAAAAUGAAUCUAUGAUAAGCUAAAAAAUGUUGAGCCCCAUUGAAAAAUUUACAUCUCCCCUCAAAAAGAAUCAACCAAUAAAAGUUUUUUCUCUCAAAGCACAAACAAACAAAAGUGGUACUGCCUAUUUAAAAAAUAUCCCACUUGAUGUAGAAGAUUACUAACUAGAAAUAUCAGGAUCAAGAGAGCUGAAGUAUUUCAAGCAGCUAAUUAACUUAAAAUCUCUCUAUGAGUAAUAAAAUGAUGGAAUCUUAACAGUUUACUAUGAUUUGGAAAGGGAAGACCUUUGCUAAGGAAAUAUUAAGGUAAACUAAAACAAGACAUUAAUAAAAGACGCAAUUAUUAAAAUUGGAAACCAUGAAUUUUGGAAUCAAUCGUCCUCAUAAGAAUAAAAUAAAAAUCUGUGGUACUAAUAGAUUGAGAGCGAAAAUAAUUAAAAUUUCUAUUCAUUUUUUAGUCUUCCUGGUUCUUACUUUAUUGAAAUAAGCAAGGAAGGUUGCUACACAGAAAGAAAGUAGGUUCAUUUUAAAAGAGGAACAUUUGAGUUAACAGUGAAUCUUGUAUAGUCUACUCUUGUAAAACUUAUUCUCAAAACAAAGAGCUUAAUCACACAAGAACUUGUUGGAAAUUUUAUGCUGAAAGUUGUAGAUGAAUAAAAUAAUAUCUUAUGGAAUUAAAUGACUGAUGAGACAGGUAUUUCAAUUAUACAAAUUUCUCUUAUGAAAAAGGUGAGAGUUUAUGUCUAAAGAGAAAACUUUGUCAGCGUUUUCUAAGAUAUAUACUUAUCAGCUGAAAUGCUUGAUCACGAUAUUUUUGUUAUUCCUUAAAAUGAAAAUGUGAAAAACAGAUUAGACAUUCUCAUUCAUGAGCCUCAUAAUGAAUUUAACUUAAAUUACUAGUUACUAUGUCCUGGGUUCAAUCCUGUUAAUUAACAUAACACUUCAAACGUGGUCUACGGAGCUAGCUAUGACUUUAUCAAAUUCAAGAACGGAGGUAGACUUAUUGGUAUUUCAGUUUAGCAACUAAAUGGAAAGAAUUUUGAAAUUGAAGCUUUUUCUAUUCUAUAAAAACCUAAUGUAAAAGAAUAACUUUCAAAUUAGACUCCAAUUUAACAAAAAAAUAAAAAUUAGACUCCUUCUGACUCAUAGAAUAAUGAAAAUGAUUUCACUUUCUUAGAUCUUUACUCUCGCACUGUGUGCUAUCCAGAUUCCACAAAGUAAUAAAAAUAUGAAGAACAUCAAAAGUUAGGAAGAAAUUUCUGUAAAGCCGUACAAAGUGUAAACGGUUACUUUUAUUCAUAAAGAUUAGCUACUACACCUUUGCAAUAUUAAAAGAAUAUCAAAGAUUAUGUCUAUGUGAAUGAAUAGUUAUUGAAGUAUACUCCAGAAAAAAGUGCAAGAGUCUAUGUUAUCUAUAAUAACACUUUGUUGGAUAUAUCAUAUAUCAAUCAGAAUAUUUUUGUUUAGAAAAAAUAAAUAGGAUACUUUGAUUUCGCAUAGAAGGCUUUUAUAGACAGCUUGCAAUCUUAUAUUAGUGAACCUUAUAAUUGCUAAUCUAAAUAAGUUUUGCAUGAGAAAAAAGGCAAUUUAUAGUAAGUUAAUCCAUCAGAAUAUGCUACCAAGAAAAAUAUUGCAAGGCCAUUCCAAAUAGAUAAAAUUGCUUUAAAAGACUCAAGAGAAGCAAAGUUCUUCACACCUGUAAAUAAAAACUAAUAAAGGUAACAAUAAUCUGUCUUUAAUAAAAGAUAUUGA
Molecule: messenger RNA, 2772 nt
Organism: Tetrahymena thermophila SB210
Lineage: Eukaryota; Ciliophora; Oligohymenophorea; Hymenostomatida; Tetrahymenidae
Exons: 8
Source: RefSeq, a predicted model, not a curated record